Molecule: messenger RNA, 888 nt
Organism: Torulaspora globosa
Lineage: Eukaryota; Fungi; Ascomycota; Saccharomycetes; Saccharomycetales; Saccharomycetaceae
Product: putative short-chain dehydrogenase/reductase
Exons: 1
Coding region: 1-888 (295 amino acids)
Source: RefSeq, a predicted model, not a curated record
AUGAAGAGAGAUAAUAGUUUUGAGUGGCAUGAAUCCCCUUUAGAAUCGCUGGCCCUUGAGGCACUGAAGGUUGCGGUAAUCGGAGGAACAAAUGGCUUGGGUCGAGCCAUUGCUCUGCAGCUGGCUUCCCGGGGAGCCCAUGUGAUUGUUGUUGGACGUAGUUUCAAGGACUCCGAGGUUCAGAAUAUCAGCUUUGUGCAGGCAGAUUUGAGCUCGAUGGAGGUAGCUCGACAAAUUGCUCAACAAAUUGCACCAGAGACACUGGACAUCUUGUUGUUCACGACCGGUAUCUUUGCAAGCACGUCGAAACAGGUGACAGCAGAAGGUUUGGAGCGGGAUCUUGCAGUCAGCUAUCUUAACAGACUAGUGAUGCUUAACGAAAUCGCUCCAAAGCUGCGCCGCACUAAGAACUCUUUAGGAUUCAAGCCAAGAGUCUUUUCCAUGGGCUAUCCUGGUUCGGGAGAAUUGGGCACGAUUGAUGAUCUGAAUCAGGAAAACAGCUACGGAGCUAUUAAAGCACAUAUGAAUACGGUUGCGGGCAAUGAGGCGCUGGUUCGUGUUGCCGCAGAAAGAUAUCCCCAGCUUAAUAUUUAUGGUUUGAACCCGGGAAUCGUGAGGACAAACAUCAGAGACAAUCUACUGGGGGAGAACUCUUGGAAGUCAUAUAUUAUCGAAGGAAUUAUCGGGUGGUUUACUCAAACUCCCGAACAGUAUGCAGCGAAGAUGGUUCCUUUGAUGGUCGCUCCGGAACUGGAAAAACGCAGUGGCACUUUUUACAAUAACAAAGCUCAAGGAAUCUUGCCCUCGGAAGGUAUGACCCCAAACUACGCAGCCAGCUAUGUAGAGGCCUCAGAAGAACUGCUCAAGAGUAAAGGUCUGGCGAAGUAA